Messenger RNA from Talaromyces proteolyticus, 1926 nucleotides. RefSeq lists its product as uncharacterized. The record is from RefSeq and is a predicted model, not a curated record. NCBI's taxonomy places the organism in Eukaryota, Fungi, Ascomycota, Eurotiomycetes, Eurotiales, Trichocomaceae. The transcript is spliced from 4 exons. The annotation marks the transcript as partial.
CCAGAGUCGGGAAGAAGAAAUCCCACGGUCUUGGUCACCGACUCUCGUGACCAACAAUCCCAACGGCAACCUCGACGACCUCUCCAGCCCGCAACUCGCCUGAUCACUGUCGACAAUGUCCUCCAGUACGCCUCCGAUAUUCCCUCAAUGCAACAACGCCGCACGCCCCAGCAACGCCCGCAAAUGAGACCCCGGUCGCGUCUUUCAGCAUCGGCUGGUAUCAGUGGAGCGUCUGGAGCGAAUGUCGGCGGCGGGACAGCUGGCACAGCAGGAAGGCUGGCUGCUCAAGCGCGUCUGCCACCGCGCUCGACCAAGGUGACUGAAAAGCUAGUCCUCUUACCAGAAACACACUCCGAAGAUGCGGAAGAAGUGGACGACGAGGAGCUGCAAGCCGCGGACGAGGAACUCGUUCAAAGAUUAGCCCAGGAACGGAAUCUCGACCCGGAGACGCUCCGGCAGCGACUCGAGUUGGCCGCACAACAGCAGAGGCUUCGCGGGGAUUUUGGCGUCGAUAAUGACCUUGCGCCAUUACUGGCUGAAGAAGAGGCGUUGCGUCGGCGGUUGGUGUCGCCAGAGAAAGCGAAGAGCUAUGCAGAGAGACUGCCCAAGGCGCGACGGGCAGAGAAAUUGCCUCGCGUGACGGCGUACUGUACGGCGCAGGGCUUCAAAAUGGGCGCGACGGCGGCGUUUGUCAAAGAGUGGCAUGGCGCGAGGACCAAAUUGUAUGAUGAUUGUCUUUAUACCGCUUACCAUCUCCCGUUACUUUCAGGUCGAGGAGGGUAUAGACUACGGAGUAGUCCGGUGUUGAAGGAUGUUGGAGGGAAGAUCGUGCUGGAUGAGGAGAUUGAGCGUAACGAACGGAGAGAUUAUCAUGACGAAUACGACGUGGAAGAGCACGAGCACUCUGUUGGCGGCCGACGGGAUAACCAAAGUGGUGAUGUUGUUGACGACGAGCAGAACCAAAGUCGACAUGUCGAUAGCAGCGAUGGUGAUAGCGAGGAUCGGCCGUCUAGUGGAGAGCAUGAUGAGGUACUGAAAACAGACAAUAAUGAUAAACAGCCAACAAGAACCGUCGUUCGCCGCAUCUCUCCAAACGCAUUCAACUACGCCGAGAUGUUCGUUUUCAGUUACGGGGUUGUGGUGUUUUGGAAUUUCACAGAACGUCAAGAAAAGGAUAUGCUUGCCGACCUCACCUUCUCGUCCUCGAGCACCACGGGCGGCGGCCCCUCGGUUCCUCUCGCAACGCUGGCACUACCAGAAGAAGACUUUGAGACUGAAGAGUUUCAUUUUGAGUAUUCAACCGAGAUUUCGCGGCCGCGCGUGUACAAUGACAUGAUCACGUUGCGCUCUGGGGAUCAUAUGAUCAAACUCGCCAUUUCACACGGAAUUGCACAGAGCACGAAACUCUGUUUCUUCGAAGAGGCCAUGUCCAAGGAAAUGACCGAGGCCAAGGAUAUCCCCCGCCGGCUGGCUAUGACGGGAAAGCUGGGCAUGAAGCGUGACGAAGUGUUUCGCAUAUUAGGGCGGCUCUUUAAAAGCAGAGUUGAGGUUAAUCUCUCAUCUAACAUGCUCGAUGUCCCAACCUUCUUCUGGGAAUCCGAACCAACCCUUUACCCGCUAUACAUCGCUGUGCGCGAGUAUCUCGAGAUCAAGCCGCGCAUUCAGGUCCUGAACGAACGAUGUCGCGUGUUUCUCGAUUUGACCGAGAUAUUAUCCGACUCAAUAGCCGACAACAACGAAUCCCAUCAAACAUGGAUCAUCAUCAUCCUAAUCGUCAUCUCCAUCCUGAUCACCACGGGCGAAGUCAUCCUGCGCUUCGGCCUACUAUCUAGCAACCACGCGGCUGCGAACCCGAUGGGCCCGUCAUUUGCGUCAAAGGUGGUGAUGAAUUUGUUCGGUCGGGCGGGUUCUGUUGCUAAGACGGCG